Molecule: messenger RNA, 192 nt
Organism: Colletotrichum costaricense
Lineage: Eukaryota; Fungi; Ascomycota; Sordariomycetes; Glomerellales; Glomerellaceae
Exons: 2
Coding region: 1-192 (63 amino acids)
Source: RefSeq, a predicted model, not a curated record
AUGCUUAACACUACUCGGUCUGUGACCUCACCUACUACCAGUAGUUACGGACCACUGUCUAACUUCGCGUACCUCGAGGUAAUCUCAGAUACUUUAGUAGAAGGACACACUAGUGACGGGCCGCUGGAAAGCAUAAAAAGACAAAGGAACGUUGUCCAGCUGAAGACGGGGACCACGAACGAAGAAGCAUGA